CCUUUUAACUUCUUUCAUUUUUUAAAUAGUCAACCCAUCAUAUUUGUCUCGUAUUAGAUAAAGUAAUGAAGUAUCUCAGGCUCAUCAGAGAUUCCACAUCGAAAACUCAUUUACUGAGUACUGGUAUUGGUGCAUACUUGGGAAGAUCAAGUUCAAGAUGUUCGUCACAAAAUGCGAUCAGUGUCAGUGGUAUGUACCCACCGAUUCCAACACCAUUUGCUGGAGACAAGAUGUCAAUUUCCUAUGAUCAAUUAGCUUCUAACUUUGAUAAAUGGAACAAAAUGCCAUUUGGAGGGUAUGUUGUCCAAGGAUCCAAUGGUGAAUACCCAUUCUUGUCGACUGAAGAACGUGUAGAACUUAUAAAACACGCUAGAGAAAUGAUUCCGAAGGACAAGCUCUUAAUUGCUGGCUCUGGCUGCGAGUCCACAACUGCAACUAUUGAAAUGACACAGAAAAUGGCUGAUUGUGGAGCUGAUGUUGCUUUGGUGAUUACCCCUUUCUAUUACAAAUCUGGAAUGACACAAUCUGGACUUUCCAAACAUUAUGAACAGGUUGCAGAUCAGUCACCUAUCCCAAUACUGAUUUAUAAUGUUACUGUUAAUACUGGAUUAGAUUUGCCAUUAAACACCAUACUUCGUCUUUCAAACCAUAAGAAUAUUAUUGGUAUGAAAGAUAGCAAUGGAGAUGUUGCAAAGUUAGCAACAUUAAUUAAUAGAACUAAGGCUGUACCUGGUGGCUUCCAAGUUUUAGCAGGUUCAGCAAGUUUUCUUUUACCUGCUUAUUCAAUUGGGUGUGUGGGAGGUGUGUGUGCACUGGCCAAUAUAUUAGGUAAAGAAGUAUGCAAUGUUCAAGAGCUCUUUGAGGCUGGAAAAUUACAAGAUGCUAAAGUAUUGCAACAAAGAUUAGUUGCCCCAAAUGUAGCUGUUACUCGCGAAUAUGGUGUUCCGGGACUGAAAGCUGCUUUAGAUGCAUUUGGAUACUAUGGUGGCUCAACUCGUCUGCCGCUGGAGGAUUUGGAUGAUCAAAAAAAGUCAGAGGUGCUGAAAAUAUUUCAUGAUAGCUGUUUUUAUCAAAGGUAAUUUGAUUUGUCAUGUUCACCUUUAUAAUUGUUAUAUUCACAUUAACUAUUGUAAUUUUCGAUAACUUCUAAAUGUUGAAUCAUCAUGUUCUUCAAAGAUUUUAUAUUUUUACAUCAUAUGAAAAACAGUGAUAACAAACAAUAGUAGCAAAUUCUUCUUUCAUGUUCAAGCUUGAAACCCCACUGGCAUACUUUGGUACACACAAAGUGCAAUAUUGAAUUUAAUUGUUAUUUGGAUUUUAGUGGUCUAUAUUAGACUACAUAUAUAUGUAUCAAAUUUUAAGUAUGUUUUAUUUAAAAUGAUUAUUUCAUAUUUUUAUUUGUCACUGGAAUUGUCAUGUUAAUAUUAUAUUGUAUCAUACUGGUAAUGGAAUUUUUCAAAGAAAGUCAUUGAACAUAGAUUGAGAGUCUCAUAAUUUUUCUCACCGAAUGUUGAAUAGGAACAUGAUUUAUUUGCUUUUAUGUUUCAUACCACUUGUCUAUUCUAAUGCUGAAUGAGGAAGAGGCUGUUUAAAAGUUAUAAAUGAGUUAUGCAAUAUGUGUCAUGCUCAUGAUGAUGAUAUUUUAUUUGUAAAAAGCACCAGGGUUGACACGACUUGAAGUAUGAAUUCGUAAGAAUUUUCAGUUCACAUGUGUAUGAGAACUUAUUAGUUAAAUCAGAUAUGUUUUUUUUCCAUUACUCGAGUUAACAAAAUAUGGCUGAGAGCAAGUUCCUUUCAAGCUUAAUAAUUUCAGUACCUCGUCUUCUCUUUCAGUACAGACAGUUCUCCUUUGUAGGCCUACAUGCGGAUAACAAUAUAUCAUUGUAAAAUUUAAUUGCGAUUUUUAACUUUUUGGUGUGUAAUAUGGUAAUUGGAGCUCUUCUAAUAUCUGCUCUUGGAGUUUAUUGUUCAGUGUUCAGCAUUGAUUUUUUUGAAUAUUUGUUGAAUGCUGAAAUGAUAUCAAUAGCAAUAAUAAUGAAUGGAAUAGGUUUUGAUGAUACAUUUUAAGAUAAUUACC
Molecule: messenger RNA, 2077 nt
Organism: Styela clava
Lineage: Eukaryota; Metazoa; Chordata; Ascidiacea; Stolidobranchia; Styelidae
Product: 4-hydroxy-2-oxoglutarate aldolase, mitochondrial-like
Molecular function (GO): 4-hydroxy-tetrahydrodipicolinate synthase activity
Source: RefSeq, a predicted model, not a curated record